Scylla paramamosain (green mud crab) is the source of this 1160-nucleotide messenger RNA. RefSeq lists its product as uncharacterized. Bases 16 to 1068 code for a protein of 350 amino acids. NCBI's taxonomy places the organism in Eukaryota, Metazoa, Arthropoda, Malacostraca, Decapoda, Portunidae. The record is from RefSeq and is a predicted model, not a curated record. The transcript is spliced from 6 exons.
GGGUCAAGGAAGAGGAUGGCAGGCAAUGACGCAGCAGAGCGCUUAUCCGUGGUCAGUUUCGGUCUAGCUUUUCCUGCGUUAAGUCCUCAGCACUUGUGGGUACUUGUGGUUGAAGAUAUGUUUGCUAUGGAUAAGAUCGUGUUGGGUAUGGCGGUGUUGCAGCUUGUUGUGGCUCAAGAUGGAGUGAUUUACCAUCCGGGAUCUGGUGGUCAGUUUGGCUUAUUUGGCAGUGGCAGCGCGCCGCCUAGCCCUGUAUUUAUUGGAGGACCUGGCCAGUUCCCUCAGGGUGGCGCAGGCGUUGUCUCUCUGUCCUCGCAGCAAGGGCCAGCAGUCACCGGGCGAGGUGGCGUGAUCUCUCUGCCGUCUCAGCAAGGUCCAGCGUUCAUUGGCGGUCAAGGCGCCGUUAUUUCUCCACCCUCUCAGCAAGGGACAACAUUUACAGGACAAGGUGGUGUGAUCUCUCUGCCGUCUCAGCAAGGCCCAGCAUUCAUCGGAGGUCAGGGUGGCUCUUUCAUUGGCGGACAGGUGUCUGGCCAAGCCGGUGCAUCCGGCGCCGGUUUUCAGCAAGGUGGUGUUCAGGCGGGCGGCGUUCAAGCCGCUGGGCUCAGGUUUCCAUCUCGCGUCAUUCGGGAAGAAGCAACACCCACUGUCACCCGAACGGUUACCAUUGACGCCUUCGAGACCCUGACUGAUCUGGUCUUGCACAGCGUGGCAGUCACCAGGACCCAGUUUUCUCUUGUUAUUACGACCAGAGUGACUAAAAUCGUUGUGCCCACGCCCGUCAACCACGGCCUCGCCCUUACCACGUCUGUCGUCGUUCGCCCUGCGUACGUCACAGUCACUGACACCAAGUCGGACUUCAGGGUUGUUCUGAGGACGUCGGUGAGCUAUGUCACUAUAACCCACACUUCUUAUGACAUUAUGCACGUCCCCUUCACUCUCACCUCUACAGAAACCGUGACAGUGACUUCACCAGUGGUCAGAACGGUUAUCAGCACGUCCGUGGAAGCUGUCACGAACUACCACACUGCAACAAACAUCGUGUAUGUCCAUGGGGGCUAUCAUUAACUCGGUUUCGAUGAGUCGACGGAUAUAGAAUAACCCUUAAAACGUGUCAUGUAAUGUCUGAAAUGGCGUAAUAAAACGAUGCAUAGGCCGUA